GGCGGCGGCGGCUCUCAAAAAACACCUCAAGUCGGCAUGUUCGCAGCGAAAAACGCGCGUUUCGUGGCUCAGAGAAGCGCUGCCUGCACACCGAGAGCGCGGAGAUGAGUGUCCGGGCGCUCUGGGUCUUCAGCCACGAGAGAGGGGACGGUGGCGGCGGUGGCGGCGGCGGCGGCGCCGGCGGCACUGUGUGUUUCUCCAGGAGGUUCCCCACGGUGGAGCGCCGCGCCAAGGCGUUAGCGGGAGCGCUGUACGUGGCUGUUCCGGAGGACGGCGCUGUGCUGCAGCCUCUGCUCACCGAGCUGGGCCUCAGCGAUGGCGACAAAGCCUUCGUGCUGUCCAGGGAUGACUGCGCCCGCCCCCAGCGCUCCCCAGCCUUGGAGCUCCGCGUCCAGGGCCGGGAUCGGGGCGUCCUGUGGCCGGUGCUCGCUCUGGUUCAGGGGGGGCUCAUCCUGGCCUGCCUCGUCCUGGUGGAGGCGCCCCCGGAGCCCCGCCCCCCUCUGCCCAGCUUGGCCUCCGUGUCCCAAGGCCUGUCCCUGCUGGCAGGUCUGCAGGCUUUCCUCUGUGGGACCGGGGCCAAGCCAGAUGGGGAGGCGUUGGCUUCCAAGCUGGCCCUGCUGCCCUCCGUCCUGCUGCAGAUCUGUCCCCUCGGCACCCCCUUGGACGCCCCGCAGGCGGGCUCCGUGGCGGCGCCCGGCCCGUCGGGCUCCCAAAAGCAGCCGGCCUGGAAGCCGGGACCGCACCGAGGACGGGCGGUCGCGAGCGUGUCCCUGAGCGAGACGGUGCGCUCCAUGCAGUACGGAAAGCCCAGCAGGCAGGACCUGUGGGAUGUGUUCGGCACCGUGAACUGUAAGUGUGAAGUGGAGGGGGUCCUUCCCAACGUGAUGGUGACCCUCACCCUGCCACCCAACGGGUCCCCGCUGCAGGACAUUCUGGUCCACCCGUGUGUGACCUCCCUGGACUCCAGCCUCCUGAUGGCCAGCAGCGUGGAUGAUGGCGAUGGCUCCUCCUUCUCUGGCCCUUACAAGUUCCCCUUCUCCCCUCCACUCGAGCCUUUCCGACUCUGCAGCUACACGUCCCAGGUGCCCGUGCCACCCAUCCUGGGCUCCUACCAGCUGAAGGAGGAGGAGAAUCAGCUCCGAGUGACCGCGACCCUUAAACUUCACGAGAGUGUUCGGAACAGCUUUGAGUACUGUGAGGCACACCUGCCCUUUUUCAACAGGGGUCAUGUGAAUAACGUGGAUGUGAAGGUGAGCUGUGGGCAACUGGAGGUGUCCAGAGAGAAGAGCCUGUUAGUCUGGGUGCUGGGUCAGAAGUUUCCCAAGUCUCGAGAGGUCACGUUAAAUGGCACUGUGAAUUUCUCGGAGCUUUCUUCAGGACCACGUGACCCUCUCUGCACAGGGUUAACCGCCUACAUCAAACUGUAUUUCCGGGUACCAGAUCUGACCCUGUCUGGAUGCUGCGUGGAUCAGCACUCGGUGCAAGUUUACUCUUCAGCAAAACCCCGCAUUACUACUUCCCGAGAACUGGUGUCUUCCGAGUACUACAUCUGGAACUCUGCUGGCGAAGCCCCCAUCUCCUCUGCGCUCAUGGUGCUGUAGGGGAACAGCAGCAGUGGCCCAACAGAACUGGGUGGUGCUGGAAGUAGCUCCCCCUGCUGUUGGGAGGACUGAACAACACGGAAAAAGACGGGCCAUCGCAUAACGAGAAUAACUCAUAUGCUCUUCUGACUUUGCUACAUUCUCUACUGGGUUCUAUAUAUGGUACCAUUUAGAAGGAUGUGUUCAUGCCUUGAUAUUAUUCUGGUCAUGAUGGAAAUACCUUUGUUUUUGCUAUUUGGGCAAAUACAGUCUGCCCUUAAUUGUAAUGCAAGGCAGUAUUUUGCAAUACUUAAAUUUGGUGCAGUUCAUUUCUAAUGGUUCUGUUUGGAAAUGACUGCACCAGGGGCUAAUUUUGAUCACUUUUUUUCUUUUUCUUUUUUUUUUUUUUUGCGCUUGUAUGGCUGGAUUCCCUCAGUCCAGAUUCUGGUUUGUGUCCAGUGUGGUCUCAGAAAUUACUAGAGUAAACCGAACGUGUGUGAGGUGUAUAGACCGAGGUACAUUGAAGGUCUGUAUGUCAAUGUGCAGUACUGGUCUGAUCUUUCUCAAAUAAAGGAUUAAAGUUU
Molecule: messenger RNA, 2164 nt
Organism: Scleropages formosus (Asian bonytongue)
Lineage: Eukaryota; Metazoa; Chordata; Actinopteri; Osteoglossiformes; Osteoglossidae
Gene: ap5m1
Product: adaptor related protein complex 5 subunit mu 1
Exons: 8
Coding region: 105-1601 (498 amino acids)
Biological process (GO): endosomal transport
Cellular component (GO): cytosol; late endosome; lysosome
Source: RefSeq, a predicted model, not a curated record